GUUAGCUAGUUUCUCACUAUAGACUUAAAUUACAGUUUAGCUAACUAAUGUUUGCUAGUUUCUACCUUUAGCCUUAAGUUACAGUUAAGCUAACUAAUGUUAGCUAGUUUCUCACUUUAGCCCAAAGUUAGUUUAGCUAAUUAGCUAGCUGAUAGCGCGCCCUUUCAUUUCCAGUGUUGGAUUGUCAUUUGUUUUCACUCAGGAAUUCAAGAGUUUUACCUGGUUGGGUAAUUGUUAAUUGUUAUGUUGAAAAUGUUAUUAAUUAUUACUACUAUUGAGCUGCUGGACACUCAAAUUUCCCCUAAGAGAUUAAGACAUAAUUGCCCCCCCGCCUGCCAUUGUAUAAUUUGCACUCUGUUCCCGAGUGUCAGACAUACAGUAGCCUAUAGAGGAGAGGUGUCCAACCUGAAAGACCAUAUACGUCAUUGUUUUUCAACCCUCUAAUACAACCCAAUGCACUGUCUCCUGAAAUACUGCCUCUAUGGCACAGGCGUACUGGACCUUGGUUCUCGUGGCAAAAAUAAUAAAUAAAUAAAUGCGAUAUUGUGCCAACAUGACAUGGGAAUUUAAUGUUUCACCUAAACCAGCAAUCCUAUAAUUUGUAGAAGGAGCUGAGAGAUGGUGCCCUUCCUUCAAUGCUAAAUAAUCUUAAAUCUUGUUUGUAGUAAAGUGUAGAGUGUUUCAGAGAAAUGUCAGCCUCUUUUAUGAAUCGUCAAACAGGAAGUAACACUGUUCCUCUGAUACUGGGAGGCAUAAUAAACUAGAGAGAGGACUUUGGACUGAGUUCACAACUUCUACUGAAAUACAACAGCCACAAGACAAAACACGGAAAUACUGAAGACCAACACGUCCAGCUGCUAUUGAUCUCUGAGCAGACCAUAUAACUCCAAGAGACAUUUCCAACAGAGGUAGGAAACCACGCAGGACUUGCUUCCAGUUUGACUGCUGUGUUUUCAUCUUCACUCUGAGAGACAAUGUCUGCCCAGUCAGAGGACGAUCUCUCCUGUCCAGUCUGCCAGGAUAUUUUCAAAAAUCCUGUUGUCCUGUCGUGCAGCCACAGCUUUUGUAAAGACUGUCUGCAGAGCUGGUGGAGAGAGAAACCAAUACAGGAGUGUCCAGUUUGUAAGAGGAGAUCAUCAAAGAGUGAUCCACCUCGUAACUUGGCUUUAAAGAACCUGUGUGAGACUUUCUUACUGCAGAGAGAUCAGAGAGCUUCAGCAGGGUCAGAGUCUCUCUGCAGUCUGCACUCUGAGAGACUCAAACUCUUCUGUCUAGACCAUCAGCAGCCAGUUUGUGUCGUCUGUCUGCAUUCAAAAGCACACAGUAAUCACAGAUUCUGUCCCAUCGAUGAAGCUGCACAGGAACGCAAAAAGGAGCUCCAGGAAUCCCUGAGCCCUUUACAAGAGAAACUGAAGCUGUUUGAACAAGUUAAAGGAAAUUAUGAUCAAACAGCAGAACACAUUAAGGUCCAGGCCCAACGCACAGAGAGGCAGAUUAAGGAGCAGAUUAAGAAGCUUCAUCAGUUUCUAGAGGAGGAAGAGGAGGCCAGGAUCACUGCUCUGAGGAAGGAAGAGAAGCGAAAGAGUCGGAUGAUGAAGGAGAAGAUGGAGGCUCUGAGCAGAGAGAUAGCAGCUCUGUCACACACAGUCAGAGCCACAGAGGACGAGCUGAGAGCUGAAGACGUCUCAUUCCUGCAGAACUACAAGGUUACAGUGGAAAGAGUCCAGCAGCGCCCCCUGCUGGAUGAUCCACAGCUGGUCUCAGGAGCUUUGAUAGACAUGGCCAAACAUCUGGGCAACCUGACCUUCAACAUCUGGAACAAGAUGAAGGACAUGGUCUCCUACAGUCCUGUGAUUCUGGAUCCAAACACUGCUCAUCCAGACCUCAUCCUGUCUGAGGAUCUGACCAGUGUGAGACGUGGAGAGAAACAGCAGCUUCCUGACAAUCCAGAGAGAUUUGAAACCUUCACCUCCAUCCUGGGCUCUAAGGGUUUUAACUCAGGGACUCACAGCUGGGGCGUUGAUGUUGGAGACAGUAAAUUCUGGUUUUUGGGAGUGGCUACAGAGUCUGUGAAGAGGAAAGGAAAAAAACGGUCUGGAAUGUGGAGAAUAGGAUUGUCUAAUGGUAAAUAUAAAGCCUUCUCCCCAUCAGGCCGAUCAGUUAUUCUGUCAGUGACGGAGAAGCUUCAGCAGAUCAGAGUUGAGCUUGACUGUUUCUUCAGAGACUUGUCUUUCUCUGAUCUCAAUACUGAUGAGCACAUUUACACCUUCAACUGCAGUGGUGAGAAGAAGUUGUUUCCAUUCAUUGGCAAUAGAGAUGAAUUCCCCAUUCCGAUUUUACCACAGGAGGAUGAGGAUUAUGACAGCGAUAAUGACGGUGAUGAUGGUGAUGAAGAUGAUGAUGAUGACGACAAUAAUGACAGUUACGAUGACGACGACGGCGAUGAUGAGUGCUACCCAUACAACGCUUGUGGAUUUAAAUAAAGUUAAUCUAACUGAAUCUGACUUUAUCUAAUGUCAUUUCAGUGUAUCUGUAUCACAAUGAUUACUCUAGUAGCAGCAGUGAAAUAAACCAAGAGCAGGAAAAACACGUGAGAUGAACAUGAAACAACUCUGACGAUGAUCCUGUCUGUAAAAGUAGAAUCAUUUUAAUUCUGAUCUCAGUUAUUUUAUCUUAUUUUGUUUUGAGAUUUGAGAUUUUUUAUGAUGGUGGUGAUUUAGAAACUGAAGUUGUCUCAGUUUUUAUUUUUGUUGUUGUUAUGAAAUUAUAAUGUCUUGAGGAAAUAUGAAAACAUUUCCAACAUACAGACGAUCCUGUAUGAGACAGAGUAAGAGACACUUUAUUUUGGUGAUUCAGGAACUGAUAUGACAAAAUAUCUUAUAUUCUAAUUUGCUCUUUAUUUUAUACAUUAAUAUUUACUCUUGAUAGUCCUGUUUUUUUGCCUUGCUCCUGUUGUUUCUUUAUUGAUCCUUGUUAUAUACUGUAGGUUGCUUGUGUAUUUUUGAAAGGAUUUCUUCCUCCUCUUUGGCGCCCCCUCCAGUUGGUCUAAAUGCCGAUAAACAGCCAUGAAAGAUCAUUUUGGGGGUAGAAAUGAUGUAAAGUUGGUGAUUUAGUAACUGAAUCUGUCACUACUGUUGCUUUCAUUGUAAAUCAAAAAAAUCAGAUACAUGUAAACAAAAUGUAAACUUUGAAUUACUGGAAUAAACUUACUCUCAGUUUCUCCUCCA
This is a messenger RNA of Seriola aureovittata, 3227 nucleotides long. RefSeq names its product E3 ubiquitin-protein ligase TRIM39-like. The transcript has a single exon. Lineage: Eukaryota; Metazoa; Chordata; Actinopteri; Carangiformes; Carangidae. The record is from RefSeq and is a predicted model, not a curated record. The coding region runs from base 975 to 2483 and encodes 502 amino acids. Gene Ontology annotation, molecular function: protein binding; zinc ion binding.